Hylaeus volcanicus is the source of this 5604-nucleotide messenger RNA. RefSeq names its product pseudouridylate synthase RPUSD2-like. The transcript is spliced from 7 exons. Gene Ontology annotation, molecular function: pseudouridine synthase activity; RNA binding. The record is from RefSeq and is a predicted model, not a curated record. Lineage: Eukaryota; Metazoa; Arthropoda; Insecta; Hymenoptera; Colletidae. Gene Ontology annotation, biological process: pseudouridine synthesis. Bases 644 to 2230 code for a protein of 528 amino acids.
UGUGCCGGGGAUCAGUGAAAAGAGGGUGGCGGUGCUCGCGGGGGUUCGCGGUGCUCGGCUCGCGUCUGGCGGCCUAGAAGCAGCCCGUUCGCGCCGCGAACGGUGGGGGUAUCCGCGGCCAUGUGCUCGCGCGUCGACGCUCUAUCGGCGAUCAGUCGUUGCCGCGCGCUCACGUCGAGCGUCUCGUGUGUUCUCGGUACAGUUUUCAUUCAACGUCUGAUCCCGCGGUUAUCUUGAUACCAAAAACCGCGUAACGAAAGGGAACGUAACCCGGACCAUCGCCAAAGGAAGCUAGUUCAACGAUGACGACAGUGCGCACCCUGGAUUGCUCGGCGCGCGUGUGAUCAAGGAUUCCGCCUUAAACGAGGGGGUGAGAAAUCGAUUUCGAUCGCGGUGAAAAUCGGCAAUUCGUGAUCCCGUUUCACGGAAGAUGCCAAGGUGAUCCCGUAAACCCUCUCUUACGUUCGUCUCGAUCGUCUUCGCACACUUGAUUGCGGUUGUUUUUUUAUCUGAAUCGGGUCGAGCUUCGCCGUCGACGAGAGUUCUCCACGGUGACCAAGUGAGCUGCUCGACUGUUCCGUGAACGCAUCCUGGCGCGUUGUUCCCGGCGUACAGUGGAAUUAUUCACGAUCGUGCCGCGAUCAUGCACCACACUGCGCCCUGGUACCUACCCUGGGGCCUGAAGCUGGUGCCGCUGCCGAUACCGCCUGGACAUCCCGCUUCCGGGAUCCCGAAUCCCGGUUUGCACCUGCUGGCACCGUUGCCAGGGAUCUACGCCCCCGAACCACGAAAGGUUGAUUUAAAACCGCUCAGAGAGGCGACGAUCACUGUCCCAUCGCCGAAGAUCUCCGAAAAGCGAAAGUCUGAGGAAGCCGAUGUCAACAAGGAUUUGAAAAAGGCGAAAUUGGAAACGAAAGCCCUGAAAGCGAAGAGGCCGGGAUUCACAGACGAACGGUACAACGAGACCAGCUAUUACGUGGAGAACGGACUCAGAAAAGUGUACCCUUACUACUUCACCUUCACCACAUUCACGAAAGGGAGAUGGGUGGGCGAGAAGAUCCUCGAGGUUUUUGCACGAGAGUUCCGCGCGCAUCCGGUGGAUGAGUACAAGCGCUGUAUCAUAGCGGGAACCCUGACCGUUAACUAUCAAAAGGUGGACGUUGAUUACAGAUUGCGGCACAAUGACCUGCUGGCCAACGUCGUUCACAGACACGAGGUGCCUGUCACCUCGGAGCCGAUCACGGUGAUACACAUGGACGAGGACGUCGUCGUGGUCAACAAGCCCGCCUCCAUUCCUGUGCACCCGUGCGGACGGUACAGACACAACACCGUGGUCUUCAUCCUGGCGAAAGAGUACAACCUGAAGAAACUCAGGACCAUCCACAGGCUGGACAGACUGACCAGCGGCAUUCUCCUUUUCGGUAGGACGCCCAAGAAGGCGAGGCAGAUGGAGCACCAAAUAAGAAACCGACAGGUUCACAAGCAGUACGUGUGUCGAGUGGAGGGCGAGUUCCCUGAAGAGGAAGUCGUCUGCUCGGAGCCGAUCGAGGUGGUGUCUUACAAGAUUGGUGUCUGCAAGGUGUCCGAGAAGGGCAAAGACUGCGUGACCAGCUUCAAGCGUCUCAGCUACAACGGCAAGUCGUCGGUGGUGCUGUGCAAGCCUCAAACAGGACGAAUGCAUCAAAUCCGCGUGCAUCUUCAAUACCUAGGCUACCCAGUGGUGAACGAUCCGCUGUACAACCACGUCGUGUUCGGUCCCCAGAAGGGCAAGGGUGGGAACAUCGGGAAGACCGACGAGGAGUUAGUCAGAGAUCUGAUCAGCAUCCACAACGCGGAGAACUGGCUGGGCAUGGACGGGGAUUCGGAGAUGAGCCUGUUCAAGCCGAAGCUGGACAUGGAGGAUCGCGUGCUGAGCAACGACAAGGACGGCUCAUCGCCUUCCUCGACGCCAGGCCUCGGGGAGGAGGAGCAGCAACAACAACAACAGGAACCAUCGCAGAAGGUGACCGUGGGCACUCAGACCGGUUCGGAGCCGCCUGAUUCCAACUUUACGAACGACAAGAUGACGAUCGACCCGCACUGCUACGAGUGCAAAGUGAAGUACAGGGACCCGAAGCCCUCCGAUCUGGUGAUGUAUCUGCACGCGUGGCGCUACUGUGGCCCCGGUUGGGAGUACGAGACCCCGCUCCCAGCGUGGGCGGCCAGCGACUGGGCCGAGGAGGACCGAUAGUUCCGGUUCAGGAGCCCACCAUCGAGCGAACGAGCUGUCAUCACCCUUCGUAUCCCUUUUUGAUAUCCUUACCCCGUGCCUUCCAUCCGCCAGCGAGCGAUCUCGACCAUCGUACAUGUACCCACCCCUGUGACCAGGUCGCUGGACUCGCGAUGAGACCUCGACGCUGGUCCUCGACGAGCGUGUGUCGCGCCAGGUGUCUGCGCCGAAUCGAGGUUCCAAGAUGCGCGCCAAACGGGAUCCUCUCGAUAGACCUGUCCUGGAUGUGACCGAUGGAACAAACAUAGGGAUCCGAUUAAGUCAGUUUUGACUUCAGGGAUGUUCUUGAGUACAAACUGCCGAAUAGAUUUACUCACGAUUUCAAUCUAUUGGCUACAGAGAGAAAGCAAGAUCAGUCCUGGUUAACGUAAAAUACAACACCGUUAGUCUUGUAAUUCCUUGAGAGACUGAUCUUUCUUUUUUCUGCAAUACUGCUCGCUGUACCUAACGCCUGACAAGGUCUUAAAGAUCUAACGACUCAAGAGGAUCCUUCUAGGCCUGUCCCUGUUGCGUUCGAGAACUAUCGACUCGGCAGCCAGCAGAUUUUGUAUUUACUCCGACAAGUAUUUUUCAAAUCGUUCCGUAACCUCGACAGAUCCGCUGUGACUGGGUCUGAACAGCUAUAAUUGCGAGGUAUCGAGCUAGAAACGUACGCUUCAACGACUGAUUUUGCCCAGGUUCACGCGUUAUCGAGGAUCCCGACUGUCCCGCAUGAAAGAUUGAACCAUCAGCCAGGUACGAAGCUGGUUCUAUAAAUGGGUCGGUCGAAAAAUCACUGCCACCGAAGCGCACGAGAGAAGAUUGAUGCAACUGUCAACCACGGGAGCCUAGAUGGAUCGCAUCGUCCUUAUUCUUGAUUUAUGACACAUACAGAGACGAGAAGCAGUAACGCUCCUUUUCAUUUCAAAGAUUGGGCCUCGAAGACGAAAUUCGAUACUGAGUUCGAAAGGAAGCGUGCCUACUUGGAUGUUAAUUUUCUGGUUCUUCUACUCUCUUAUGUAACUCAUGGUAAAGUUAAGAUCAACUGAUGAAGUACUGAACUCUGGACACCGCAUAAAGAACACCGAAGUUAAUUCAUCGUCAAUGUAGAUAUAGAUACAUUCUCAGUUAUAUAAAAUAUAUGUUCCAGCUACUCUUUCAAUCAAGAGCUUUAUCGAUAGAACUGGUACAUUAACCUUGUAAUUCAUAAUAAAUUGUCUGACCCUUCUUAUACGUAUACGUUAGAAGCCAACGAAAGCAAAUAAAAUGACCCACAUUAAGUUACAUCUAUCUUCGACCAUCGCGAACGAUCUGCUUUCCAGCUAUCAACUUCGUCUCUCGUCGAUUCGACCGAUUCACUGUUCGCCCAACGAACGUCACGAACCGAACCGAACUAGCAACCGUUCACGGUGAACCGACCAUUUCAACAUCUCACGAAGUUCGACUGAUCUAUCGGAUCCUAUUGCGUGUUCAUUCGUAACCAGAGAGCAGAGCGUUAUACCAAACGAAGGUGUAAUCGUCGUCAACUGGCGUAAAGUAAUCAUCCUCGAGAACCGCGCAGGCAAAGGGGGCUGACGUAGGAAACUGCAAUAGAAACGCGUCUAUUUUUAUGGCUGAUUAUAUAUAUAUAUAUACAUAUAUAUAUAUGUAUAUAUACAUACACAUAUACAUAUACAGGAAACUAAAAUAGUGGCGCAGGUCCAGCGGCAGAGGUCUCCUACGAUAAGCGUGAUCUUGCCAGAGGAUAGCCAACGGUCAUGCCAAAGAGCGAGCGCGUCCAGCGAGAGAGAGCGAGAGAGAGCGAGAGAGAGAGAGAGAGAGAGAGAGAGAGAGAGAGAGAGAGAGCGCUUCACUUCAAUCAUAUCGUGUACGUGUACCUUGUUCCAGCGCGUCCGAACGGCCGCGGCGUAGCGGCAAGGACUUGCAACAAGUACAAUCGAACCGAGUGAAAUAACGAAGAUUAACAUCAUUAUUUUGCUACGAGUCACGUUCGUUUCCUCUAGCGGGGCUAUACAUAAGGUUUUAUCGUGUGCCGGUUUGUCCGUGACCGGGGGGUCUGUAGUCCAACUGAAGGAAGAAUCUGCUUGGGAGACUGUCCAUCGCUUGUCCUGAUAAAGGAAACUUCUCACACUCUGUAGAGAGGUCUGUGAUGCCUAUGGUUGACACAAAAUCAGUUAGUUGCUCAGUCACCGAGUCAUCCUCAAUGAACCAUCGUAGUGCUCUUAACUGUGUGUUUGGAGAGGGAUGUUUCAAUCUCUGACUCCAGAGGUGGUCAAUUCUAUCUUGGGCUAUUUAUUUAAUCGCUAGUUUGCGAAUACAAAACAGAUCCUAUUGUUAGGACUUUGAAUAUGGCUGGUGCGAAAUAAUUUGUAAUUAAAAUUUGUACAUUGAGCUGUCUAGGAUAGACAAUAUCAUCGAUCAAGUGACUUCUUUCUUCGACUGCAGAUCCCUUUACUUGGUGACAAUACGUCACAUAGUGGGUCAAAGAUGUCGCCACUCGAACGAUGUCUGUGUUCGCGUACUGCAAUAACUCUCGCCUUCUCUGUAACGUAUCGUGUAAAAUUUUUCGCUAAAUCAACCUUGUCACCUGGUCUUUGGGUCGCUGUGCACAAGGUGCGCACCAGUCUCUCGUGGCGAUUUUGUUGAAUACGAUCGUUUGGUUGUACCGUGUAAGCAAAUGGUGAGAUUGAUGGUGACCAGCGAGAUUGCGUAAAGGGAACAAAAAUCUCCUUUUAUAUGAAUGCUUUGUAAUAAUCGCGAAACCUGAAUAAAGAGUAAAAACUAAGGCACGUUAAUCGAAUGAUGAGAGAUGCUCGAAGUUAUGUGUAUACGUUUCCCGUUGCCCCUCGCGAUAAUUGAGAGCAAAAUGCGAACACAGAGAGACGGAGAAAGAUUUUUAGGUAUAUAGAGGUAGGAGGGAGAUAACGUAACAACGGACCUAUCAUAAAAGACAGUGUGUGCGCUUACUAACUCACCGGAAUACCUUGUCGGGAGCACAAGUUAUUCCGAAUGUAAUGGCUAGCUUAAUUUUAUUUAAGUAAACUAACUUGAUAUUGACAACAAAAAAUCACACAAAAAAAAACAACAGAAAAAACAGAAGAGGAACGGAACUCUAAAAGACAGUCCCGAUCAAAAUGACGACGGAGAGAAAAAUCAUGGAUCUGUGAAUCGAGCGAGCGCUUUUGUAUGUAUAUACAUAUAUAUAUUUGUAUUGUAUACGAUAUACAUAUAUAUUGUAUACACACAUUGUACCGUAUCUGAGCGACAUUAUUAUCUGUACCGUAGUCAGCGGAACGUUAGAGCUAGAGAAUUUUUUCUUGUAUAAUGGACGAAUAAAUGCAAAGUAUCGUUCGGUA